GUUCUUCUUUGGCUAAUGUCGAUCUAUAAAGCCCUAUGGUUGCGACGGCUUUGAGCUGCACCUCGGCUCUGUUGCCAAGGUCCGCUGCUUGUCCCAGAGGACCCAGAGAUUGGAUAAAGGCAUUGUUCCAAGAUCCUCCUUUCACGCAUAAGUAAUAUGUUCAAUUUUAAUACAACCCAUCCCACGACGAAGACUUUAAGCUGACACAGUUCAGUUGUUCACAAAUGAUGAUAAGAGAUGAUUUCGGACUGUGAUGAAGAGAGAAUCAGGAAUUCCUCUCACCGACAGGAAAAAUCGUCUCGGGUCGUACUUUAUUCGGCUCACUUUAAUUCGUAAUGGCUGAAACGAACCAUUAUACAGUGCCGGUAGGUACUCGUCAUUCGUUUAGCAUUGAGCUAGAAUGUCUUGUUGCUUACGUUCCAACCGGGGGCAGAGAUCCAGAUGAAUUCACAACUCAAGGUCUACCCCCUUUAUUACUAGUCGAUUUUAGCAAUGAAGUUGAAGAAACAGCGGUUCUAGCCCAUAUACUCAAUACUUUCAACAGCCACGGAAUUCCCGUCAUAAGUCAACCGAGCGAGCCAACACAGUCCUCAGCUGAUGAUAUCGAUCCUUCAAACUGGAUAGUUGCUGCCGCGAGUAGUACGAAUGAGUACUUCCUAGAAGGUUACUUCUGGCAGUUCCUCAAGAUUCGCAGCCCAGUAAUGUGGUCCCAAGAGGCAGCAUUCGAACGGAUCCAGUUCGUUGUCAACCUUUUGACAUCCACUUACCGCCUUCGCGUUAACCCCACGUGCAACUUCGGCGUUCAUGUCGGGGACGGUACGAGACUGUUCACAGCGGCUACGAUCAAGAGAAUAGGGGCUUUUCUCUGGGCCGCAGACCCGAUUUUCUCCCGCCUCCAUGCACCCUGGCGAAGGUACCACGACACCAGUCGGAGUAUCCGUCUCGAUAGUGCCCUUGCCCGCGGUACAACGGCUGAACAGGUUUCAAAGAAGUGGGAAGGUGAGUUUCACGAGGAAUAUGACCCCAUACCAGUGACCGAAUUUUCCAAUACCUCCCGAGAGGAGACCGAGUACGGCGGCAAGGAAGGAUGGGCAGAAUUCGCGCGGUGGCGUAACGAGGCUGGUCCGUUUAUAAAAUUAGGCGAGGACAUUGACGAAGCCGAUAGAAAUGGUGGUAUCAGUGACGAUAAUGAUGGGAACGAUAGUAGUAACAACGAUACUAUCAAUGGUGGUAGCAAUGAGAGCAGUAGUGAUGAUGAUGACGAUGAUGACGAAUGGCAGUCUGAAUCUUCCGACGAAAAUGCCGCAGCAGAACCUCGUUUACCAUCGCCCCGGGGUGUAUUGGAAAAAUGGCAGAGAGCGCUUGAAGAAGAUCGACAAAUUCCUGUCCCACCCGACCCAAAUACCCUACAUCGAAAUAUAGGAUGGGUAGCCUGGGACUCGCUUCAGGAUGAAAGGGUGUACGGGUGGCUUUGCCAGUAUUGCCAUGACAACUAUGGACACACGAAACUCUAUAAACUCCCGGCCAAAGAACAGAUUACUCUCAUGCUUAGGGCUCAAUGUGCUAUCUUUUACGGACACGCGGACAUUCGAUUGUUGGACGCCGAUCAAGAAUACGAAAUCUUGGUUGCUGCUUCGCAAUAUAUCGCGGCCGGGCGCAGCUCUUGGGAUUGGAAUGCUGAAACUGAAAGGUGGAAUCUCGCAUGGCGACGGGUCGGCAACAUUCUCAGACACCCGGCUGCCCACCGGGAAAUCAAGAUCGAUGCACCAAGCAUCGUCCAAAACUUUGAGAACCUAGCUAAGCUUACCGAUUUUCACAACGAAGAUAACGAGCUAGGCAUCGAGUAUGUUAGCCCGCAGGACUACGACGAGGCUGCGCUAACGAACAAAGGUAUCGAAAAGAUGCUCCACGACCUGAAAUCCUACGCCCAGCCCCCGGAUCCUAACUUCAUGGCUAAUCUAGCAGAUCCGCAGCAAGAAGGAUGGUCAGACGACGGGAGAUCGACGCAUAGUUCUGAUGGUUCUUCUUAUGUUAUGUCGAAGACAGAAGAGCAAAUAACCGAACGUCUCCCAAAAGAUUUCGACUACGAACUAUGGGCGAUGUUAUUAAUUGAGAUCCAGGACGCUUGUAGAGUUAAGGGGCUGCGGAGCGAACAUUCAUCCGAUACCUCCUGGCCUGUUUCUUUCCCUUCGGUUGAAACCGCUCCUCUUUGGCUCUCGAAUACUUCGCCAUCCACCCGUGCCCAAAAAAUCGCGGAUAUAUGGACAUAUAUUGAAGGAGUCGAAACCGCGACACCCCGACCCGAAACCCCGAUGCCCAAAACCCGAGAACCCAAGCUCCGGCCCCACAAUCCAGAUGACCUCGGAACCUCCUACAAGGCCUCGAUCAACAAACUCGUUCCCAUCGCCGAGGAAGAAUGGGACCGCGCAGGAUACCCAGCACCCUCGAACAACCCUCACUCCGACCCCAACAUCACAGCAGAACAAGGCAUCGCCGAGCUCUCCUCCUGCGACGCGGCGGCCACCGCAGCAGAGCUCCUAAGCCACCCCGGACCACCUCUCAACUACGACUUCGCGCCGUACACCCUGAGCUCGCUCAACUCGAACCAGAACCAGAACCAGAACCAGCAGCAGCAGCACGGCGCCACCGUCACCCACCGCAGUAUCUCCUUCCGCGAAGCGGCCGGCUCGCUAGACGCGAAGUGGAUCACGACCUGGAUCCGGAUAUGCGUGGGCGUCGUCGGCUGGGCGCGGCGCGCCAGCGCGGACGAGUACGUGCGGAUCCUGGACCGGGUCACGGCGCAGGGGCAGCGCGAGCUGAGGAGGGCCGGGGCCGGGCCCGGAUACCCGGGCGAGGAGCGCGAUGAGGCGGAACGGUAUGAUGUGUGCAUGCUGCUCGAGGACCUCGGGCUGUUUGCUGAGGCGGCUUGGGUUUGGAGACGGGAGCAAGAGAGGGGGCCUCCUAGGUGAGGGGAGGUGAAGUGGGUUGAAGUUUUUACUUUUAGGGAUUGGGUGGGUGGAUAGGUAGGUAAGGUUGGUGUUUGAGGUAGGUUGCUUUAGGAUCUUUUUGGCUGUUAAUUUUAUAAGAAUUAUAUGAAUCAC
Annulohypoxylon truncatum is the source of this 3101-nucleotide messenger RNA. RefSeq lists its product as uncharacterized. Bases 336 to 2969 code for a protein of 877 amino acids. The transcript has a single exon. The record is from RefSeq and is a predicted model, not a curated record. NCBI's taxonomy places the organism in Eukaryota, Fungi, Ascomycota, Sordariomycetes, Xylariales, Hypoxylaceae.